CUGAACACAAAAGGUGAAGAAAACAAAAACUGUGAAAGAGUUUGUGAUAAAGUGAUGAAUAGAGAUAACCAUCACACCCAAGCUGUAGGUGACUCUACUUCAGAAUUGGCGCAGAAAAAUAUGGCUGCACAAAACAUAUCAAAUGAAGCUGUAACUAAUCAACUGUUACCGGAAUUCACUGAGAAAAUCCUCAACUUGGCAGAUCAGAACAGAUUGCGUCUGCCGUAUGACUUGAAAACACCGGGCUACACAGGUUCCAUGCCAGAGUCUCCAAUGAAAAUCCAACCACAGAAAAAAGAACUGCAAUUUUCAGACCCAAUGGUUACUACAUACCAAAUUGCCAAUAGAUGGCGAAGCAGUAUAUGAUUAUUCGAAGAAUCACUGAGGAUCCAUUUGGAACUGUAACUAUAUUUUUAUUUGUAAAAUUAUAAACUGAAAAAUAAAAAAUAA
Molecule: messenger RNA, 450 nt
Organism: Macrosteles quadrilineatus (aster leafhopper)
Lineage: Eukaryota; Metazoa; Arthropoda; Insecta; Hemiptera; Cicadellidae
Exons: 3
Coding region: 55-366 (103 amino acids)
Source: RefSeq, a predicted model, not a curated record